This is a messenger RNA of Triplophysa dalaica, 2666 nucleotides long. RefSeq names its product G protein-coupled receptor 107 (gene gpr107). Gene Ontology annotation, biological process: clathrin-dependent endocytosis. Bases 206 to 1834 code for a protein of 542 amino acids. Lineage: Eukaryota; Metazoa; Chordata; Actinopteri; Cypriniformes; Nemacheilidae. Gene Ontology annotation, cellular component: clathrin-coated vesicle; Golgi apparatus; membrane. Gene Ontology annotation, molecular function: clathrin heavy chain binding. The record is from RefSeq and is a predicted model, not a curated record. The transcript has 18 exons.
CGUCUAAGGAGAUGACAAUGGGACUUACUGAUGUUUAAAUGAAUUUAUUUAUACAAAAUAUGAAUUUGAUACAAAAAUAUAGUGCUAAUAUUGUACAAACCAAACAAUUUUAUCUUUCCGCCACAAGGUGGCUUCGUUUAAUACUCAAAUGAACCGGAAAUAAUAGUACGAUUGACCUGCUGUUAGUUUCGAAGCGGUUUUAAAAAUGGCGUCCGGGAAAAUAUUUAUGUUUACGUUUAUUAAUACGAUUAUUACAGUUUUUAUCAUAGAAUGUCACUGUCGACUACAUCAUCUCAUACUUAAGGAUGACAUCCGUCAGCGGGUCCAUCUGAAUACAUUCGGUUUUUAUAAAGAUGGUUCCAUGAGUAUAAGCAUGAACAGCCUAAGCUUCACAAAUGGAAAUACGGACGAUAUUGACAGCUCCACGAUUGGUUUCAGCUUAGAUCGUUCAAGCAAUAAUGGUUUCUCCACAUAUCUGGAUGAAGGUCUUGACUAUUGUCCACUGAAAAAGGAUCCAAGCAGUGAUUUUGCCGGAGUGCUUCUUUUGUUGGACUUCAAAAACAAACUAGUGAGAAUGAAGACCUCAGCAGAAGCUGGUGUGUUUCCUAAAAUCUUACCCGUGUGGCAUAAAAAUACUGAGAAGCAAGUGCUUGCUGAAAAUGGGAAAGAUCUCCAAGACAAUAAACCAGAUGAUGAAAGUCAACCAGUGGCUCCCAAAAUCAAGAGAGACGUUGAGAACAAGGCAGAAGAUACCUAUCCUCUUCAAACCAAAGGCCAGGUCUACUCCUUUCAGUUUUACUUAAAUAUCACAACAGACGAGCAGCAAGGCCUUUACAACUUUUAUUUCUACAACUGCUACUCCAUGCCAAUAUAUCAGCACAUGUCAGACCUGCUGACUUUCAGCAUUGAUAUCGAUAUUAAGGAGAAGAAUCCAGACAGCUACCUCUCUGCAGGAGAGAUUCCAUUACCUAAACUUUACAUCUGCAUGUCCUCUUUCUUCUUUGUCAUUGGCAUACUGUGGGUUCAUGUUUUGUGUACUCAUAGUGCAGAUGUUUACAAGAUUCAUUGGCUGAUGGCGGCUCUUCCAUUCACAAAGUCACUUUCUCUAAUUUUCCAUGCAAUUGACUACUACUACAUUUCAAAUCAGGGCUUUCCCAUCGAAGGCUGGGCUGUCGUCUACUACAUUACUCACCUACUGAAGGGGGCGCUGUUGUUCAUUACUAUAGCAUUAAUAGGAACCGGCUGGGCUUUUGUCAAACAUAUUCUCUCUGACAAAGACAAGAAGAUCUUCAUGAUCGUCAUUCCUUUGCAGGUUCUGGCCAAUGUGGCGUACAUCAUUAUUGAGUCCACAGAGGAGGGCUCCAGUGAGUACGGUCUGUGGAUGGAGAUCCUGUUCUUGGUGGAUCUGCUGUGCUGUGGGGCUAUUCUCUUCCCAGUUGUCUGGUCUAUUAGACAUUUACAAGAGGCGUCAGCCACAGACGGGAAAGCUGCCAUCAAUCUGGCUCAGCUGAAACUUUUUAGGCACUACUAUGUGAUGAUUGUUUGCUAUAUAUAUUUCACUCGUAUCAUUGCCAGUCUCAUCAAGGUCAUUGUCCCCUUUCAGUGGAAGUGGCUCUACCAGCUUAUGGAUGAGCUGGCCACACUGACCUUCUUCUUCUUAACUGGUCACAAGUUCCGGCCGGCCUCCUACAACCCGUAUCUGCUGCUAUCUGUGGAGGAAGAAGACAUGGAGAUGGAUGACGUUGUAGCUACCUCAACAGCCAUGUGUGAUGGUGUUAAGAAAGUGAAUAAGUUAUCAAACGGCCCUUCCGAUGAGAGGGAGAGCAUGGCAUGAUGGGAGAUCAAAUUCUGUGUGUGUGCCUCUGGACUUUGUGGCCAGCUACUAACAUGUCAGACAUUCUUAACAGCUUUGAUGUGCAGAAUUCCCAGUGGACCUACUUUAUGAUCACAUGUGAUGACACAGUGUUCCAGAUCCGUAUAUAUGUAUCUGUGUAAAUGUUGCACCAAUGGCAUAGAGACCUCACACUACAUCGCUCCAUUCCUUUGGCUGCUGUAGUUUUAUUGCUUGGUGCUGUGCUUUUUUCUAAUUUUAUUAUGUGUGUGUGUUUAUUUUCUCAAUUUGCUUGUUUGUUUUUAUUUAUUUAUGACCUUCCUAAGCAUUGCUUGAUCUUAGAUACUCUGUGGCACUUUAAUAGGAACACUCCAGUCGCGUGAAAGCGUGAGUGUGGUCACUGUGAUCUGGGGAACACUGCUGUCUCUGUGAUGUCUCUUCAUAAGCUAUUAUUUAAGUGAUUGUUUCCUACUCAAAAUUUUCCAAAUAAUUUUUUUAUGGAAAUGCAGGAAAUCCAGAAAACAUGCAUAACCCUGAUUAAAGCAUUACAAAGAAUUAAAUGUACAGUCAGGGUCUGAAUAAAGCUUCAUGUUUUCUCAGUAUUUGUGAAUUAUGAACACCGAUCACGUUGGACAAUAACAUCACCGGGCUGUCCAGAAACUUGUAUUUUUAAAUGUAUCAAAAUGUGGAUUCAAAUGAUUUCAGGGAUCUUAUAAAUUAUGGUUGCUGGUAAUGCAAUGGAGGAUUUUAUUUUGAAGUUCAAUGUUUUGCUUUUUCUCACAUCUUUUGAGCAGCUUUAUGAAAUUGUGUUUCAGUAUUAAAUUGUGCAAUGGUU